AACAUUAACAUUAGAUAGUGAUAGACAGUGAUUACUCUAAUUGCUUCCACCUGGUGAGCCAAAAAGUUUCAGCUCAAAAUUACAUCAUUUUGUAGAGUGAUGUGGACCAUCAUCAAAGUGUACUUUUCCCCUUGAGGGAGGCAUCCAACAGUAGGCUACACCCUUCUGAAGUCAGGAGGUCUGUGUUUGCUCCAGGGAUUACAUUACCACACCAGAGGCCUUCCAGACAGACCUACAGACUGACAGACUGCAUCACCACCCAAGAUUAAAAAAAAGUCCCUCAGCCCGCUCCUGGUGGCGGUGCCCAGUCAGCGGCUCCACUGUUAAUAUGUAAACGGUGCGAUGAUUGAAGACUGAAGGCAGUUUCCCCGGCUGUGCCCUGAACCCGGGCCGCGCGCCAUUGGCCGCCAGCUCCAGCGGCCAAACAACCAAUGGGAGGGCGCCGACCACGAGCCGUCCUCCCUCGGGCCGCGUGUCCCUCGCCCUGAUUGGUGGAAAGUUACUGUGGGAAAGAAAGUUUGGGAAGUUUCACACGAGCCGUUCGCGUGCAGUGCAAGAUAUAAAUACAAGCCACACGCAGAGAACCCAACAGAGAGACUCUGCAUCCGCUCCUGAUAACCGCUGCUGCUGCUUUUGCGCACCGCUCUAACGGAUUUUAACUUGAUACAUAUCUCAGGAUUUUUUUUUUGUGGGAGAGGGAACUUUUGAAUAUUACAACCUGAAAAUAUUCAUCAUCCCUUUACCUGCACCAGUGGACCGUAAUUUGCUGUGGUAUUGUGGGAUAAUUCCGAUAAAAAGAUGCCUGCCGAUAUGAUGGAAAAAACCUCCUCCUCUCCGGUUGCUGCAACCCCGGCAAGCAUGAACACAACUCCCGAUAAACCCAAGACAGCCUCUGAGCACAGAAAGUCAUCCAAGCCAAUUAUGGAAAAGAGGAGAAGAGCCAGAAUCAACGAGAGCUUGGGGCAGCUGAAAACCCUCAUCCUGGAUGCGCUCAAAAAAGAUAGCUCCAGACACUCCAAACUGGAGAAGGCGGACAUCCUGGAGAUGACGGUGAAGCAUCUCCGGAACCUCCAGAGGGCUCAGAUGACCGCUGCGCUAAAUACCGACCCCACCGUCUUGGGAAAAUACCGUGCCGGUUUCAGCGAGUGCAUGAAUGAAGUCACCCGGUUCCUCUCCACCUGCGAAGGUGUUAACACCGAGGUCAGGACGCGGCUGCUCGGCCACCUGGCCAACUGCAUGACCCAGAUCAACGCCAUGAACUACCCCAGCCAGCAUCAGCACCAACACCAGCUCCCCUCCACCGCCGGGCCAACCCACCCCUCUUUCGGCCAGUCCAUGGUGCAGAUCCCCAGCUCACCUCCGCAGGUCCUGCCCAUGAACGCGGUGCCCUGUAAAGGGGGAUCCUCGCCGGCCAAUUUACCUUCAGACGCCACCAAAGUGUACGGCGGUUUCCAGAUUGUGCCUGCCACAGACGGACAGUUUGCUUUCCUCAUACCCAAUGCGGCAUUUGCGCCUAACGGCCCCGUUAUUCCUGUGUAUGCCAACAGCGUCAGCACGCCGGUCCCUGUGCCGGCUGCGGUUUCUCCCGGAGCCCCUUCAGGCAACACGGACUCAGUGUGGCGACCCUGGUGAAAUGUGGAAAGGACCGUAAAGACUCUGAAAGUGACACUUAAUAGUUCUGUUUUUGUUCAAUGUUAGAAAAGUUGUUUUGAAUCUGUUUUUCUUGUAAAAUGGAAAGAGUAUGCACUAUAUUUGUACAGCUAACAAGGGAGUAAAGUUCAUAUUGAAAUGAGAUUUGUAUUGUGGAAGUCCGUUCACUGCAUUUUUUUUUUAUAUAUUUGUCUUUUUUUACUGUGUGAUGCCAAAGAUAUGUUCAAUGCGCUUAUGCUGUUCUUCGUUUUGGAAGACAAAUAAAUUUGUAAAGAUAUGAA
Messenger RNA from Thunnus maccoyii (southern bluefin tuna), 1931 nucleotides. It is a transcript of the gene hes1, whose product is annotated as hairy-related 6. The record is from RefSeq and is a predicted model, not a curated record. Bases 799 to 1632 code for a protein of 277 amino acids. Gene Ontology annotation, biological process: regulation of neurogenesis; negative regulation of neuron differentiation; Notch signaling pathway. The transcript is spliced from 6 exons. Gene Ontology annotation, molecular function: RNA polymerase II cis-regulatory region sequence-specific DNA binding; DNA-binding transcription factor activity, RNA polymerase II-specific; protein dimerization activity. NCBI's taxonomy places the organism in Eukaryota, Metazoa, Chordata, Actinopteri, Scombriformes, Scombridae. Gene Ontology annotation, cellular component: nucleus.